AUUUUAGAGGUUAUAAAAAAUCAAAAUGUAUUUAUAAAGAAACCUUUAAAUAAUAGUCAUAAUUAUGAUUAUUAUAAGAAAUAUCAAACAUUUAAGUGGAUUUUCUGUUACACAUAUUGUGUUAGCCCUGCGAUAAACUGGCAGCCUGUCUUUGUCCUGUAUCAGCUGGGAUAGGCUUCAUCCUCCCGCAACCCUGAAUUGGAUACAUUGUAUUCCAAUUAUGUAAUCUGAUCAUUUACAAACUCAAGGUAUCUAAUCAAAAUGUAAGUAAUAAUUAUAAAAUGGGAAAGCAGAAAUAAGUGUGACAUGAAUGUAAAUGUGUGAGCUGACAUAGAGGACAGCUACAUGCAGUCUGAAAAACCUUUGUUGUCAAGUUUGCAGGUAUAUCAGCACGAGACAUUCUUACAUAGAAGAGACAUUAAAGUCUCUAACUCAGUGAAGCAUUAUUGGUCCCGUCUGUUUGGAUAAAUAUAGAGGCGCUGGAAGGUUUCCCUAAUAGUUCCUGGUGAAUCAAAGCAGAACCAUAAAGGUUGCUGGACUGCAUGAUGGCCUUACCCCUGAGCAGUCAUCCUGUUAAAGGAGGAACCAGUUAGAAGCUGUUUUCAAAGUAGCUGAGCAGAUUUCAUCUCAACAGACAAAGCCGAUGGCAGAAGAUGUCAGAGAAGAACUUCAGGCCGUGGACUGAAAAGUAGAUCAAAGCAGCUCGUGCUCCUUCUGCUUCCAAUUUAGAAGAAGAAGAAGAAGGCGAAGGCUUCAGCGAAGUGGCGUUCAUGGUCUCAGUGAACAGUCACGGUCACACACUGCAUGUGGUUUUAAAAGCAACAUGUCUGUUCACCACAACAAUGGAGAUGUGUAAUAUUAGUGCAGCUACGGUUUGUUCUUGAACAUCAGUUCUGUUUUCUACUUUGAUCACUUAGACCAAAAAAGUGUUGUUUUCAGAUUCUUUCUUUUAAAUCUAUAAACCACCUGUUCAUUUUUUUUAUUACAAUUAGUUUCACAUAAAUGUUAGUGUUUUCUUUUAUGAUCUUUUAAUGCUUACACUACACUGUACAUGAAAUCAAACCUAAUAAUGAGGCAGAUAACAUUCCUGUUACGAUCCAGACUAGUGGUCUUACUGGGGCCGGUGAACAGGACUGUAAGCUUGCCAUUGUGCCAGUUAAAGUAAAAUCAAAGAGAGGUCAAAGAAUAGUGGAAACGUAUGCCUUUCUGGACCAAGGGAGUUCAGCAUCCUUUUGUACAGUGGGUCUUAUGGACAAGCUGAAUAUUGCUGGGAGGAGGACAAAGAUUCUCCUGCGCACCAUGGGACAGGAGAAAGUGGUGGACAGUUUCAUUGUACCUGAACUUGAAGUUGCUGGAUUGGACAGUGACAUGUACUGUGAUAUGCCUAACCUCUUCACUCAGCAUAAAAUGCCUGUAGAUAUUGGUAACAUCCCAAAUCAACAGGACCUGGUUGACUGGCCACAUUUGAAGCAUGUUCAUUUGCCAGAAAUUAAGGCCAAUGUUGAGCUUUUGAUUGGCAUGAAUAUGCCCAGAGCUCUAGAACCUUUGGAGGUCAUCCGGAGUGUAGGUGAUGGACCCUUUGCCAUUAGGACUGUGCUCGGCUGGACUGUGAAUGGGCCACUUAAUCGAGAAUGCUGUGGAAGGCCAGGAUGUUUGGCAACAGUUACCGCCAACAGAGUUUCUGCUGUCACACUGGACAAGCUAUGGAAACAGCAGUUCAAGAUGGAUUUUCCUGAGAGCAGCAAUGAUGAACAGAUGGGGCUGUCAAAGGAAGACUUGAAGUUCCUGGAAUUGGCCAGCAAGACGGUGACUUUGGGGGAUGGGCACUACAGCAUUGCCCUGCCACUGAAAGACCGAGACAUAAGAAUGCCUGACAACCGUGCAAUUGCUGAGCAACGAGCCUUAGGUUUGAAGAAAAGGUUCAUCAGAGAUAAAGACUUUCAUAAAGACUACACUGCCUUCAUGACAGAUCUUAUAUCUAGAGGAUAUGCAAAGAGAGUCCCAGUCACAGAAUUAGAGCGCCAGAAAUGGGGAAGGAUUAAACGUAACUUUGUUCCUGGAGAUGUGGUCCUUAUAGUGGAUGAUUCUGCACCUCGUGGUUCUUGGCUCAUUGGGAGAGUCACCGGAGCUGCACCAGAUGAAAGGGGGCUUGUGCGUCAGGUCUGGAUUAAGACCCCAACCAGCCAUGUGUGCAGACCCAUCACAAAGAUAUGCCUUCUUCAGGAGGCCUCUGACCCAUGACUAUGACAUUUUUGACACAGUGUGACAUAACUAACUUUGAAUUGACUUUAAUGUUAUGAGAUGUACAUCAGACUGACUAUAUUUAGGCUAAGUGCUGGUAACCUCUGGCCUAUGACUGACUGACCAUGUGCAGACAGAAGAAAAGAAGAGAAGACAUGAGAAAAUAACUUUGGUGGACUUUUGAGUAUGUUAUGUUGUCUCACUGGGUGUCUGUGAUAUGAUGAAGUGUGUGUUGUGAGUUAUGGUGUUGGAUGUGUAAUUAUUACUGUAAAAAUGUAAUAAUUAGGGGCCGGAAUGUUGUGGAUAGGCGUAGCUUUGGGUCACGUGGUGUCAGUAAUAGUGAUUGCUAUAUCACCUGUUCACGGCCCGAGGGAAAUUUUGUGAAUGAGUGGGUAAUGGGGGAAGUCGACUUUUGCUGACCGCUCAAGCGUCCCAAGGCGUUCCCAGGCCAGCCGAGAGAUAUAAUCUCUC
Messenger RNA from Haplochromis burtoni (Burton's mouthbrooder), 2712 nucleotides. RefSeq lists its product as uncharacterized. The transcript has 4 exons. The record is from RefSeq and is a predicted model, not a curated record. The coding region runs from base 1249 to 2241 and encodes 330 amino acids. NCBI's taxonomy places the organism in Eukaryota, Metazoa, Chordata, Actinopteri, Cichliformes, Cichlidae.